GGUUGAAGUGGAGAGGAACGGAAAUUAUUGAUGACGUGAAAACAUAGGACAUGAUGAGAACCACAUUUCACAACAUGUCCAUGAGAAACGCUGAUGUCAAGGGUUCAAAGAAAAUAAACACUUGGACAAUCAGGAUAAGAAAACUACGGGAGGCCAACCCGAGUCGCGACAAAUGGAGUAGAGUGCCUUCCUCCCUCCUGUCCUAUUUCUUCACACGUCGUCGCACCGCGCACACGUCUUCCUAUCCGUCUCGCAGCCCGAGUGACUCCUGCCGUCCCUGAAUAACUACUUCUGACUACCUUCGUCCACACGAGGAAAGACAUGGCAGCAGCACCUUUGUUUGCAGAAAUCGAACUGGUGACACGACCAGGGGCGCCCAUGACCGACUGCUUGGACUGGUUAUUCGAGCAUCACUUGUUGGCAUCUAGGAUGGAGUGUCUCCGGUGUGAUGGCCAUGUGGAGAUGGAGUAUGUGGAGCGAAGGGACGUAAGUGAUAACUUUACGUGGCGCUGUCCCAGGCAGAUGUGUCGUACAUCCCGCUCAGUUCGUACUGACUCUAUUUUCGCCGAAUUCCCCAAAAUUGACCUGCGAGUUUUCUUGCGAUUUAUUGUAAAGUGGGUGGAGGGGAAACUUGUGAAAGAUAUAGCCGAGGAACUUCUUUCCAUCGGCUAUGUCAGUAUGCACACAUUGUGCAAAAUGUGCCGGGUCCUAAGACAAGUUUGUGAAAAUAAACUUGUCAUCGAUCCCCCUAUUCCAAUGGGAGGUGAGAACACUGUACUGGUCAUGGACGAAUCAGUUUUUAGGAAAAAACCAAAAUAUCGACGUGGCCGCAGGGCGAGGCCGAUCUGGGUGUUCGGAAUCGUGAGGACGGACGUCCAGCCGUGUAUUGGCUACAUGGAGGUAGUGGAAUCCAGGGAUGCCAACACUUUGCUGCCAAUCAUUGAACGAUGUGUUCUACCGGGGUCCACCAUCUACUCCGACGAAUGGGCAGCAUACAGACGCGUUCAAGACCUGCCAAAUGUCGCCCAACACCGAACCGUCAAUCACAGCCGUCACUUUGUCGACCCUGUGACGGGGGUCCAUACACAACACAUCGAGUCAUAUUGGAACCGGAAAAAAAAGAAACUGAAAGCCAUGCAUGGAUGUAUGGGAGAGGACACUGCUAGCUACCUCAAAGAAGAAAUGUGGCGAGAGAGGUAUGCCAGAACAUCGCGGGAGGGGCUACAGAAUGUCCUAGCCGACAUUGCCCAACAAUACCAAGUUUAACGAACCACAAGUCUUUUAAAACCGGACGGGACAGUGUGAGACAUUGUGUGGAAAAAGAACACUGCCUUAAACAAGGCCAUAUGUCACCAUUGGUGGGGUGCCUCCUCGUUGGCGGUUGACGGUAAUGCGUUAUCUAACAUAAUCUAUAGUAUACAGUCCUGACAGGAUUACGUAUACAGGUUAUGUUUGAUGCGUAGCUAAAUCCCCACCACAAAUCCUGACACAUCACCCCAAAAACUCUUUCGGCGUGUGAAAUAAAAAUUCCAGUGCAAAAAAGAAACACUGAUAAAAGAAGCCUAAGAACACGCCAAAAAUAGCCCCAAAACCCAAACCUCUGCUUGGAGAGUACUCUAACCCUACCCGAGUGGAUGCCAGAGUACGUACGCUAACCCUGAGUUGGCACCCUGGCUCUAAUUACCUCCUCCCAACAGUGAAAGAUAUUAAGAGCAGUGUUUGGCACCCACGUAAGCCAGGCACCUAUGGUAAUAGCUCUGACACUGCUCACAGGGAAACACACACACAAAGAAAUUCGAGUAAAGAAUGACAUACGUUUACUCAAAGUACAUACUACACACUACGGUCGUUAUUAAUAUUCUUCGUUAUACCUGAAUGAAUAGUCUUGGUAACCCUAAACCCUGGGUGCCAGUAGCCUCUCCCAGGCUCCGGGACAUGGCUAGAAAGAGUAAAGAUACAGUCAAACGUAUCAAGGAGACCACCUCUUCAAGCUGGCCUCCUGGAAUGAAUGAAUGAAUGAAUGAAUGAAUGAAGACUUUUAUUGUACACAAAU
Molecule: messenger RNA, 2053 nt
Organism: Branchiostoma belcheri (Belcher's lancelet)
Lineage: Eukaryota; Metazoa; Chordata; Leptocardii; Amphioxiformes; Branchiostomatidae
Exons: 1
Coding region: 322-1266 (314 amino acids)
Source: RefSeq, a predicted model, not a curated record